Messenger RNA from Brassica napus (rape), 2403 nucleotides. RefSeq names its product mesocentin-like. Gene Ontology annotation, biological process: proteasome-mediated ubiquitin-dependent protein catabolic process. Gene Ontology annotation, cellular component: cytosol; nucleoplasm. Bases 1 to 1512 code for a protein of 503 amino acids. NCBI's taxonomy places the organism in Eukaryota, Viridiplantae, Streptophyta, Magnoliopsida, Brassicales, Brassicaceae. The record is from RefSeq and is a predicted model, not a curated record. The transcript has a single exon. Gene Ontology annotation, molecular function: polyubiquitin modification-dependent protein binding; proteasome binding; ubiquitin binding.
AUGCUGGUCUCCGUAGACACUACGUAUGGCUCAACGUUCGACAUCGAGCUGAACCUCAACGAUAAAGUGUUAGACAUCAAAAACAAGAUCGAGAACUCUCAAGGCAUCCCUGUUUCCAUGCAAACCCUUACCCACAACGGCGAGCCUCUUCUUAACGAUGAUCUUGAUCUCAAUACACGUAACAUCGUCGCAAACUCUCGCCUCCUUCUCCUUCUCGACUUCCCUUAUGAAGAAGACGACAACCAAGUGCUUCAGCCACAGCCAACAGAGCAAUCUCUAGCUCCCGUUCAAGAUUCGCUCGGACAGUUUCAAGAUUGGUCUGCGAUGGCGAGGAACAUCUUCCGUGAGAUGCUUGAUCAACCGGAGCAAUCUCUGGGACGGUCUGCGAUGAUGGCGAGACAAGAUUUGGUGCAAAGUGAGCCGUCAAACACAUUUGGAGAGGAUCCUCCUUUGCCAACAGAAGGUUUCAGUAACGUGUUUCACACGGUACAGUCUACAAUACCCUCAAACACAUUUGGAGACUUAUUGUUUGGUGAGGAUCCUCCUUUGCCAACCGAAGGUUUCAGUAACUUGCUUCACACGGAACAGUCUACAAUACCCUCAAACACAUUUGGAGAAGAUCUUCUUUUGCCAACAGAAGGUUUCAGUAACGUGAUUCACACGGAACAGUCUGCAAUACCCUCAAACACAUUUGGAGAGUCAUUGUUUGGUGAGGAUCCUCCUUUGCCAACAGAAGGUUUCGGUAACGUGCUUCACACGGAACAGUCUACAAUACCCUCAAACACAUUUGGAGAAGAUCUUCCUUUGCCAACAGAAGGUUUCAGUAACGUGUUUCACACGGAAAAGUCUGCAAUACCCUCAAACACAUUUGGAGACUUAUUGUUUGGUGAGGAUCCUCCUUUGCCAACAGAAGGUUUCAGUAACGUGCUUCACACGGAACAGUCUACAUUACCGUCAAACACAUUUGGAGACACAUUCUUCGGCGAGGACCCUCCUUUGUCAACUGAAGAUUUCGCUAACAUUAAAAGUUUCAUGUCCGAGGGCACAACAGAAGAUACCUUGAUCAACACGCAACAAGCGUCUCAUACGGAGCAGCCUGGUAGGGUUUUAAGCAGCAGUCAAGUGGUUCAAACAGAGAAGCCUCCGCCGAUGAAAGAGGUCAUUAACGUUACAGAUUCGCCUGUGAAGAAAGUGAGGAAGUUCAGAAAGCCACCGCAGAGACUGAGAGUAAUGGUGUUGCCACAUUCACCUGAUAACGAGCCUGUGAGUAAGGUUCCGGUGAGUGUGAUGGCUAAUGAGAACGUUGAGGAGAUAAGGAAAGAGCUGGAGAAGCUUCGAGAGAGGAAUGAGUUAAAGCUACCUCAAGAAGGGUACUUCUUUAUACACAAACAGAACGUGUUGGACGAUGAUCAGACAUUCUUGUGGAACGGUGUAGCUCACGGUGACACGAUUGAGGUUUUCCCAGGAUAUGUUACCAAAGACGGACGAGUGAAUCAAAGAUAUCGUCGUUAACUCUCUGUGCAAGUCUCCUCUUUCCCCUUAUAGCUUUUGCUUUGUUCAAAGUUUACUCUUCUCUUUUUUUUUUGUUUCACAUCUUUGUGCAAAUAUGCUAAAAAAAAGACAUGUAAUUAUCUAUAUGAGCUGAAAGAAGAGAGACUUGAUGUUGUUUUUGAACACUUAAAGUUCUCUGUUUGGUCUAGAUGACAUCUCUUCGAGACGAUCUUGAUGUCAAACAGUGUCGUAACGUCCUCCACAAGUAUCACCUGACCAUAAUAGCCCUAAUCACAGCAAAUAUCAAGUGCUUCAUCAAGCUGAGAAAUCUCUAUUACUGUCAAAUUCAGUAAAGAUCAAUGGUCCUUUAAGUUAAGCUCUACUUUCUGAAAUCUCCUGAACAUUUAUAGUUUUCAGUUUUCUCUUGAAGUUUAUUGCAUUCUUCAAAUUAAAACCAAAUAUCACAGUGAAUAACCCACUGCACACUAAUACCGUGUGUAUGAAGUUACAAACAAAAACUUUAAAAAACUUUCAUAUAUUCUCAUCAAUAAUGCUCAUGAGUUGUUCACCAAACUACUACACACAUAUAAUAUCACCACGAUCAUUUUCAAUCAAGCCUAUAUCAAAGGUCUCCAAGUCUGCUUCAAGAGGGGUAUCUCUUUACAUAUAAAAAAAAAAGAGAAUGUAAUGGAUUAUGACCAGUCAUUCCGUGUGGCACCAUGUUGAUAAACGUCGAUAAAAUUUGAUAAUCUUCAAUGGAAGUGUUUCAGGCGCUGUUUAAUAGCCACAAAAAUUGGAUUCAAAAACGUUAUGUAUAUUUAUAUAAAGAACAAAAAAUAUGAGACAUUGUUCAAACCUGAUAAAAAAAAUUGAUCGAGAUUAGUCUCCAAGAAGAUAAAUCACCGUUCCUUC